Triticum turgidum subsp. durum (durum wheat) is the source of this 1212-nucleotide messenger RNA. NCBI's taxonomy places the organism in Eukaryota, Viridiplantae, Streptophyta, Magnoliopsida, Poales, Poaceae. The record is from the annotation of a GenBank genome assembly.
AUGGCGGAAGAACCUUCGGUGAAGAGGACCAAGACGGAGGACCUGGGAGCCGGGUCAGAGCCAGACGCGGCGGCGGCUGCGGCGGCGGCGGCGGCGGAAGAAGGGGAGAGGCCGAGCGGCGAGGUGACCGUCAAGAUACAGUCCAAAGCUCUCUGCUGCAGGAUCUGCUCCGAGCCCCUCAAGCCGCCCAUCUUCAAGUGUGCGGCUGGGCACGUUUUGUGUUCUCAGUGCCCGGAAAAGCUCCGUGAGGUUGGGCACGUUUUGAGACUGGGUACGUUCUGCGCUCUGUGUUGCAAAAGCACUAGCUAUUCCCGCUGCGUCGAGCUCGAGCAGUUCAUCGAUGCCAUGAAAGUGCCAUGCUCGAACCAAACAUACGGCUGCAACGAGUUCGUCGGCUACCAGCAGAAAGAGAAGCAUGAGAGUUCAUGCCCACAUGCUCCAUGCUACUGCCCAGAGGACAACUGCGCCUUCAAAGCGCCGGCAUGUUGCCUGCUGGACCACUUCGUCACCGCACACGGAUGGUCGCCGACCAACUUGGGUUACAACAAGCCACUGAAGAUCCCCUUGGCACGAGACCGCCGGUUCACGCUUCUAGUUGGGGAGGACAUGUCCUUGUUCCUCCUGAUAAACACCCUGACCAGCAUCGGCAGUGCUCUCGCCGUGGUCUGCGUCAGGCCCCAUGAGUCUGAACCGAGCUAUUCGUGCAACAUCUCGGCUGCUGGUGGGAAAACCGAUGGGAGGCUUGUGUUCCAGAAGGAUCCUCACGUGUCAAGCAGCUCGCUGGCGGGUGGAGUUCAGAUGGGCAACUUCUUCUUGCUGGUUCCUCUGGAAUUCGCCGAGAGCUCAUCUGCUUAUGUAACACAGUUGUCCCAAUGGAAGACGCUCACCAUUGCCAGAUCAUUAGCUCCCUUCAGUGAGGGUUCAUCCUGUCUCGCUGAAUGCGAACAUAGGGGUGCCCACAGAGGACCUCCUAUAUGUCGCUCAUUGCGGCAAAGAGUCGGCGUUUCACAUAGGGCGGGACCUCCUAUAUGCCGCUCAAUGCGGCAAAGAGUCGGCGUUUCACACAGGGCGGCUCAGCUGGGCCUGCCCAUUUGCAGUGACACGGGGAGGCGUCGUGUUAGCGAAGUGAAAAACGCAGAAAAAAGAGGGCACGGGCAAAGCUUCUUUGGACGGAGGAAGUACAAUUUUGAGGCUAUUGAUCGUGGUUCCUAA